GGGCAGACCGUGAGCGAGAGCGCCCCAGAGAAGCGCCUGCAAUCUCUGCGCCUCCUCCGCCAGCACCUCGAGAGAAGGACACCCGCCGCCUCGGCCCUCGCCUCACCACACUCCGGGCGCAUUUGAUCCCGCUGCUGCCGGCUUGUUGGCUUCCGUGUCGCCGCGCUCGCCCCGGUUCCUCCUGCGCGCCACAAUGAGCUCCAGCACCUUCAGGACGCUCGCUGUCGCCGUCACCCUUCUCCACUUGACCAGACUGGCGCUCUCCACCUGCCCCGCCGCCUGCCACUGCCCUCUGGAGGCUCCCAAGUGCGCCCCGGGAGUCGGGUUGGUCCGGGACGGCUGCGGCUGCUGUAAGGUCUGCGCUAAACAACUCAACGAGGACUGCAGCAAAACUCAGCCCUGCGACCACACCAAGGGGUUGGAAUGCAAUUUCGGCGCCAGCUCCACCGCUCUGAAAGGGAUCUGCAGAGCUCAGUCAGAAGGCAGACCCUGUGAAUAUAACUCCAGAAUCUACCAAAACGGGGAAAGCUUCCAGCCCAACUGUAAACAUCAGUGCACAUGUAUUGAUGGCGCCGUGGGCUGCAUUCCUCUGUGUCCCCAAGAACUGUCUCUCCCCAAUCUGGGCUGUCCCAACCCCCGACUGGUGAAAGUCAGCGGGCAGUGCUGUGAAGAGUGGGUUUGUGAUGAAGACAGCAUUAAGGACUCCCUGGAAGACCAGGAUGACCUCCUCGGACUCGAUGCCUCGGAGGUGGAGUUAACGAGAAACAAUGAGUUAAUCGCAAUUGGAAAAGGCAGUUCACUGAAGAGGCUUCCUGUCUUUGGCACCGAACCGCGAGUUCUUUUCAACCCUCUGCACGCCCAUGGCCAGAAAUGCAUCGUUCAGACUACGUCCUGGUCCCAGUGCUCCAAGAGCUGCGGAACUGGCAUCUCCACACGAGUUACCAAUGACAACCCAGAGUGCCGCCUGGUGAAAGAGACCCGGAUCUGUGAAGUGAGUCCUUGUGGACAACCAGUGUAUAGCAGCCUAAAAAAGGGCAAGAAAUGCAGCAAGACCAAGAAAUCCCCAGAACCAGUCAGAUUUACUUAUGCAGGAUGCUCCAGUGUGAAGAAAUACCGGCCCAAAUACUGCGGCUCCUGUGUAGAUGGCCGGUGCUGCACACCUCUGCAGACCAGAACUGUGAAGAUGCGGUUCCGAUGCGAAGAUGGAGAGAUGUUUUCCAAGAAUGUCAUGAUGAUCCAAUCCUGCAAAUGUAACUACAACUGCCCGCAUCCCAACGAGGCAUCGUUCCGACUGUACAGCCUAUUCAAUGACAUCCACAAGUUCAGGGACUAAGUGCCUCCAGGGUUCCUAGUGUGGGCUGGACAGAGGAGAAGCGCAAGCAUCAUGGAGACGUGGGUGGGAGGAGGAUGAAUGGUGCCUUGCUCAUUCUUGAGUAGCAUUAAGGUAUUUCAAAACUGCCAAGGGGCUGAUGUGGACGGACAGCAGUGCAGCCGCAGUUGGAGAAUGCCAAGGGGCUGAUGUGGACAGACAGCAGCGCAGCCGCAGUUGGAGAAUACUUCGCUUCAUAGUACUGGAGCGGGCAUUAUUGCUCCAUAUUGGAGCGUGUUUACGAAUGACGUUCUGUUUUCUGUUUGUAAAUUAUUUGCUAAGUGUAUUUUUUGCUCCAGAUCUCCCCCCACCCCCUUCUUGGUUCUACAAUUGUAAUAGAGAUACAAUAAGAUUAGUUGGGCCAAGUGAAAGCCCUGCUUGUCCUUUGACAGAAGUAAAUGAAAGCGCCUCUCAUUCCUUUCCCGAGCGGAGGGGGGACACUCUGUGAAUGUCCUUGGGGCAGCUACCUGCACUCUAAAACUGCAAACAGAAACCAGGUGUUCUAAGAUUGAAUGUUUUUUUAUUUAUCAAAGUGUAGCUUUUGGGGAGGGAGGGGAAAUGUAAUACUGGAAUAAUUUGUAAAUGAUUUUAAUUUUAUAUCAGUGAAGAGAAUUUAUUUAUAAAAUUAAUCAUUUAAUAAAGAAAUAUUUACCUAA
Messenger RNA from Mus caroli (Ryukyu mouse), 2025 nucleotides. RefSeq names its product cellular communication network factor 1 (gene Ccn1). Gene Ontology annotation, cellular component: extracellular region. The record is from RefSeq and is a predicted model, not a curated record. Gene Ontology annotation, molecular function: integrin binding; heparin binding. NCBI's taxonomy places the organism in Eukaryota, Metazoa, Chordata, Mammalia, Rodentia, Muridae. Gene Ontology annotation, biological process: signal transduction; cell adhesion; positive regulation of cell migration.